Messenger RNA from Tripterygium wilfordii, 1365 nucleotides. RefSeq names its product GDSL esterase/lipase At2g04570-like. NCBI's taxonomy places the organism in Eukaryota, Viridiplantae, Streptophyta, Magnoliopsida, Celastrales, Celastraceae. The record is from RefSeq and is a predicted model, not a curated record. Bases 48 to 1103 code for a protein of 351 amino acids. The transcript is spliced from 3 exons. Gene Ontology annotation, molecular function: hydrolase activity, acting on ester bonds.
UAGCUCCCUGAAACAAAACACACACACACAAGGAACAAUCAUCCAAAAUGGCGUACAACUACAUCAUCUCCAGCUUCUUGUUGGCAACGCAAUUGCUCAUGUUAGUCACCAAAACUGAGUCAAAAGUACCGGCAGUUAUAGUGUUCGGAGAUUCCUCUGUUGAUGCUGGGAACAACAAUUUCAUUCCCACGGUUGCCAGAAGCAAUUUCGCGCCUUAUGGUCGUGACUUUGCCGGUGGCCGCCCCACCGGUCGGUUCUCCAACGGUCGAAUUGCUACUGAUUUUAUUUCUCAGGCUAUGGGGCUCAACCCAACCAUACCUGCCUACUUGGAUCCUGCUUAUAAUAUAUCUGCUUUCGCUGUUGGUGUCACUUUUGCUUCUGCUGCUACUGGGUAUGACAAUGCCACAGCUGAUGUUCUGUCUGUGAUACCACUCUGGAAGCAACUGGAGUAUUACAAGGAUUACCAGAACAGACUAAAAGCAUAUAUGGGAGAAAUCAAAGGUAACCAAAUAAUAAGCGAGGCCUUGUACAUGACAAGCCUUGGAACCAAUGAUUUCAUGGAGAACUACUACUCAAUGCCAGGAAGACCGAGUCAAUAUACUCCUGGACAAUACGAGGAUUUCCUUGUCGGAAUUGCCAGAAACUUUGUUAAGGAACUCUAUGGUCUCGGGGCUCGAAAGAUAUCGCUCGGCGGGAUUCCUCCGAUGGGUUGUAUGCCAUUAGAGAGAACCACAAACAUUGCAGCUUCUUAUGAUUGUGUGGAGAGAUACAACAUUAUUGCUCUUGAAUUCAAUGACAAGUUGAAGAAUAUGACUGUGGAGUUGAAUAAGGAACUUCCUGGGAUCAAGCUGGUUUUCUCAAAUCCUUAUUUUGUUCUUAUGAAUAUCAUAAAUAGACCUUCACUUUAUGGGUUUCAAGUGACCGGAGCAGGGUGUUGCGCAACAGGGAUGUUCGAGAUGGGUUACGCUUGUGGUCGAACACGUAUGUUCACCUGCACUGAUGCCAACAAGUAUGUGUUUUGGGAUGCAUUCCAUCCGACAGAGAGAACAAACCUUAUCGUUGCAGAUUACAUGGUAAAGAAUGUUCUCGCGGAAUUUAAAUGAUUGAUAUGUACCUGAACAUGUGUCCCUGUUUUCACAAAACAGAGAGAGAGAUACAGUUGUAGUAUAUAUAUAUAUAUAUAUAUAUAUAUAAAUAAAUCAUGUGUGGUGAUGAAUAUUAAGGGAGUUUAAUGUAAUGGUUGAAGCAUCUUUUUAGCCAUUCUAUUUUGUUGUGCUUCGCUAGAAUGAUCACAAGAGAAUGCGACCAAUAUGAAAUAUUGGGAAACGUGAUUAACUUUGUCUCUACUCUGUUUUUCAGCUGAGA